Molecule: messenger RNA, 1276 nt
Organism: Myotis myotis
Lineage: Eukaryota; Metazoa; Chordata; Mammalia; Chiroptera; Vespertilionidae
Gene: RBM3
Product: RNA binding motif protein 3
Exons: 7
Coding region: 173-640 (155 amino acids)
Biological process (GO): regulation of translation; positive regulation of mRNA splicing, via spliceosome
Cellular component (GO): spliceosomal complex
Molecular function (GO): RNA binding; ribosomal large subunit binding
Source: RefSeq, a predicted model, not a curated record
CCUCGCCGGCCUCAGCCAAUGAGGGCGUGCGGGGCGACGUUCAGUGACGUGCACGCUACGUACGCUUUAUUAAGCGUCUUCCCGCGCGAUCUCCUCCUCAGUCGCUCUGCUCUUUGGCGGUAACUGUCCUUUCGGCCCUUUUACUGAACUUCCAGGACUCGAAUUCAUUGCCAUGUCCUCUGAAGAAGGGAAGCUCUUCGUUGGAGGGCUCAACUUCAACACCGACGAGCAGGCUCUGGAAGAUCACUUCAGCAGCUUUGGGCCAAUUUCCGAGGUGGUCGUUGUCAAGGACCGGGAGACUCAGCGAUCCCGGGGUUUUGGCUUCAUUACCUUCACCAAUCCAGAGCAUGCUUCAGAUGCCAUGAGAGCCAUGAAUGGAGAGUCUCUGGAUGGUCGCCAGAUCCGUGUGGACCAUGCUGGCAAGUCUGCCCGGGGCAGAGGUGGUGGCUUUGGAGCUCAUGGGCGUGGUCGCAGCUACUCUAGAGGUGGUGGAGACCAGGGCUAUGGGAGUGGCAGGUAUGACAGUCGGCCUGGAGGAUAUGGCUAUGGAUAUGGAAGAUCCAGAGACUACGGUGGCAGAAGCCAGGGUGGUUAUGACCGCUACUCAGGAGGAAAUUACAGAGACAAUUAUGACAACUGAGAUGAGGCAUACCACACCUAAUGUAGAUACACAAAACACAAGGAAUAAAACUUCUGAUCCAGGAUCGUCCUUCCAAAUGGCUGUAUUUAUAAAGAGUUUUGGAGCUGCACUGAAACAACUGUUUUAGUAUGUCAACUUCUAUUUUUGAAUUGAGCUCCCAAGGUAGCUUGUUAAAGACCUUUUAGAAAGCUCCAUGUGUUUUUAUUUUUUUCUCUCCCAUUUAAAGACAAAUUCUGGAACAUUUAGAGAGUCUGGAAUUUUCCCUUUUACCCGUUUUUUGUUUUAAGUCUGAGCUCUCAGGAGUGGUCCUGGCCAAAAAUUGAAAAUUUUGGCCAGACUGUCUCCCCCUCCCCCAGAAAUAAUGUGCAUCUAAGAGACAUUUUUUAAAACUUGUAUACAGUGUUUAUCAUGGUUAAAAAGCAAUUUCCAGAUAUAAUUGCAAUAAAUCAAGAACCUGGUUACUUGGAUUUUUUUUUUUUUUACUGAAGAUCACUGCCCUGAUUAUAUAGAAGUUUCUUAAAAUAAUUAUGAAUGUCAUUUUUUUAAUACUGGAAGAAAAAUAUUCUGUUGUGUUUCAUGUAGUGUUUAGGAUGUCUUUCAUGGAGCUGAUUAAAAAAAUGAUACCUAAAAAAUUGA